CGACUACUCUCCCCCUCCACUUCCUCGGCCUCCUCCCGUUGGCCUGACGAAUGAGCACAGAGGUGGCGGUAGCCAUGGCGACCACAGUGGCGGGGGAGGAGGGGUCAACCGUGGGGUGGGUGUGGUUGGCCUCGCACCGGAGCACAUUCCCACCCCGGGAGCGGCCCUGAGCUGGCAGGCGGCCAUUGAUGCUGCGCGGCAGGCGAAGAUGAUGGGCAACGCUGCAUCAGGCGGAGGGGCGGGACUUGGGUCGGGUGGGGGCGGCCCCAUAUCUACAGCCAGCUCCACGCAAAGGAAGAGACAACACUAUGCUUCUAAACCCAAGAAACAAACCACAACGACAGCCACAAGGCCACCACGGGCCCUGCUAUGUCUCACACUCAAGAACCCCAUCCGCCGGGCGUGCAUCAGCAUCGUAGAGUGGAAACCAUUUGAGAUCAUCAUCCUGAUGACCAUCUUUGCUAACUGUGUGGCCUUAGCCGUCUACAUCCCCUUCCCUGAGGAUGACUCAAAUGCCACCAAUUCCAAUCUGGAGCGUGUGGAGUACCUGUUCCUAAUCAUUUUCACGGUGGAGGCGUUCCUCAAGGUAAUAGCCUACGGCCUGCUCUUCCACCCCAACGCCUACCUGAGGAACGGCUGGAAUCUGCUCGACUUCAUCAUUGUAGUAGUAGGGUUAUUCAGUGCGAUUUUGGAGCAGGCCACAAAAGGAGAUGGGGCCACUCCGAUUGGAGGGAAGGCAGCAGGCUUCGAUGUCAAGGCUCUACGGGCAUUCAGAGUAUUAAGACCGCUGAGACUGGUCUCUGGAGUACCAAGUUUACAGGUCGUGUUGAACUCCAUAAUCAAAGCCAUGGUUCCUUUGCUUCACAUCGCUCUCCUGGUCCUCUUCGUCAUAAUCAUCUAUGCCAUUAUCGGCCUGGAGCUCUUCAUGGGCAAGAUGCACAAGACCUGCGUUAACAACAAUUCAGGCACAAAUGUGGAGGAAAAACCAGCACCGUGUGCACCUGACGGGGCCUAUGGUCGGCACUGCAUGCAGAACGGAACAAAGUGCCAAGCGGGUUGGGAGGGCCCAAAUGAUGGUAUCACCAACUUUGACAACUUUGCCUUUGCCAUGCUGACAGUGUUCCAGUGUAUAACCAUGGAAGGCUGGACGGACGUGCUGUACUGGAUGCAGGAUGCAAUGGGCUAUGAGCUGCCAUGGGUCUAUUUUGUCUCUCUUGUCAUCUUUGGCUCCUUUUUCGUUCUCAACCUCGUUCUGGGUGUGUUGAGCGGAGAGUUUUCCAAGGAAAGAGAGAAGGCCAAGGCACGCGGAGACUUCCAGAAACUACGAGAAAAACAGCAACUGGAGGAGGACCUUAAGGGCUAUUUAGACUGGAUCACUCAGGCUGAAGACAUUGACCCAGAGAAUGAAGAGGAAGGCUUGGACGAUGACAAACCAAGAAACCGGAUUGCUCCAGUCCACCUUGGUAGGAAGACCAGAAAGCUUGUUUGGUUCUCUCACUCAGCUGAUUCGCAGGACGUGAGCAUGCCAGCCAGUGAAAACGAAUCGGUCAACACAGAUAAUGCCCCCGGGGGAGACGUGGAGGGGGAGACCUGCUGCACCAGGCUGGCAAUUAGGAUCUCCAAAUCCAAGUUCAGUCGCUACUCUCGGAGGUGGAACAGGUUGUGUAGGCGAAAGUGUCGAGCAGCAGUCAAGUCCCAGGUUUUCUAUUGGCUGGUCAUCUUCCUGGUUUUUCUCAACACCCUGACCAUUGCAUCGGAACAUCACAAGCAGCCGCAGUGGCUAACAGAUGUACAAGAUAUAGCAAACAAAGUAUUACUAGCGCUCUUCACUGGUGAGAUGCUGCUAAAGAUGUACAGUCUUGGCUUACAGGCGUACUUCGUGUCGCUCUUCAACAGGUUCGACAGCUUCGUAGUGUGUGGAGGAAUACUAGAGACCAUUCUGGUUGAAACAAAGAUCAUGUCUCCUCUUGGCAUCUCUGUGUUACGCUGCGUACGCCUCUUGAGAAUAUUUAAAAUAACAAGAUAUUGGAACUCUCUCUCCAACCUCGUGGCCUCCCUACUCAACUCUGUUCGCUCCAUCGCCUCCCUGCUGCUCCUGCUCUUCCUCUUCAUCAUUAUUUUCUCCCUGCUGGGCAUGCAGCUCUUUGGGGGGAAAUUCAACUUUGACGACACCAGACGCAGCACCUUUGACAACUUUCCGCAGUCUCUACUCACUGUGUUUCAGAUUCUAACAGGAGAAGACUGGAACUCUGUUAUGUAUGAUGGCAUCAUGGCGUACGGCGGCCCUUCUUUUCCCGGCAUGCUGGUCUGCAUCUACUUUAUCAUCCUCUUUAUCUGCGGAAACUACAUCCUACUGAAUGUCUUCUUGGCCAUCGCUGUUGACAAUUUAGCAGAUGCUGAGAGCCUGACAUCGGCUCAGAAAGAAGAGGAGGAGGCAAAGGAGAGAAAAAAACUGGCCAGGGAGAAAAUAAAGUUAAAAUCAGGAAAGAAGGUAAGAUGCUCUUUCUUUAUCAGGCUCGCCAGUCCAGAGAAGCGUCAGGACAACGAGAAGCCACCGAUAGAGGAAAAGAAGAGUGAGAAGAUUGAACUGAAAUCUAUCACUUCUGAUGGAGAGACUAACACAGCUACUAAGAUCAACAUGGAUGACUGCUGUGGAGAUGAAAAUGAAGAGAAGAACCCAUAUCCUGCAAAUGAUUACAUAGGAGAUGAGGACGAGGACGAGCCGGAGAUGCCAGUGGGCCCGAGGCCGCGGCCGCUCUCUGACAUCCAGCUAAAAGAGAAGGCCGUUCCCAUGCCCGAGGCCCGUGCCUUCUUCAUCUUCAGCCACACCAACAAAUUCAGGGUUCUGUGCCACAAGAUCGUCAACCACAACAUCUUCACCAACCUCAUCCUGUUCUUCAUCCUGCUCAGCAGCAUCAGUCUGGCAGCAGAGGAUCCAGUCAAGAACGACUCCUUCAGAAAUCAGAUCCUGGGCUAUGCAGAUCACGUCUUCACUGGACUCUUCACCAUUGAGAUCAUUCUUAAGAUGACAGCCUAUGGAGCCUUCCUCCACAAAGGUUCAUUUUGUAGAAAUUAUUUCAACAUCCUGGACUUAGUAGUGGUCAGCGUUUCUCUAAUCUCAUCUGGAAUACAAUGGAUAGAGUACUUCUUAUCAUCAGGUGGUUGGUCCAGCGCAAUUAAUGUCGUAAAGAUCCUGAGAGUCCUGCGGGUGCUGAGACCGCUGAGGGCCAUCAACAGAGCCAAAGGACUAAAGCAUGUUGUGCAGUGCGUUUUUGUGGCCAUCAGGACCAUCGGCAACAUUGUCAUCGUCACUACGUUGCUCCAGUUCAUGUUCGCCUGUAUUGGAGUGCAACUAUUCAAGGGCAAGUUCUCCUUUUGUAGUGACAGCUCCAAACAGACUCAGGCAGAUUGCAGAGGUUCCUACAUCAUGUAUAAGGAUGGGGAUGUGGGGAAACCAGAAAAGGCCCAGAGAAAGUGGGAGAACAGCGACUUCAACUUUGACGAUGUCCUGCAGGGAAUGAUGGCUUUGUUUGCUGUGUCUACUUUUGAGGGCUGGCCAGGGUUACUGUACAAAGCCAUAGAUUCUCACGCGGAGGAUGUUGGGCCAAUCUACAACUACCGCGUGGUCAUCUCUAUCUUUUUCAUCAUCUACAUCAUCAUCAUCGCUUUUUUCAUGAUGAACAUCUUCGUCGGUUUCGUCAUCGUCACAUUCCAGGAGCAAGGAGAGCAGGAGUAUAAGAACUGUGAGCUGGACAAGAACCAGCGUCAGUGUGUGGAAUACGCCCUGAAGGCUCGGCCUCUGCGACGCUACAUCCCCAAGAACCCUUACCAGUACAAGGUGUGGUAUGUGGUCAACUCCACCUACUUCGAGUACCUGAUGUUCACCCUUAUCCUCCUCAACACCAUCUGUCUGGCCAUGCAGCAUCAUGGGCAGACCAAAAAUUUCAAUGAUGCAAUGAACAUCCUCAACAUGCUCUUCACAGGACUGUUCACUGUAGAGAUGAUCCUAAAACUAAUCGCCUUCAAGCCCAGGGGGUACUUUAGUGAUCCCUGGAAUGUGUUUGAUUUCCUCAUCGUAAUUGGCAGCAUAAUAGACGUCAUUCUCAGUGAGAUCAACCAUUAUUUUGUUGAUGCAUGGAACACAUUUGAUGCCUUGAUAGUUGUGGGUAGCAUUGUUGACAUAGCGAUCACUGAGGUUAACCCAGCUGACUCGUCCUCGUCCUCCUCCUCCUCCUCCUCCUCUUCGUCCUCCUCUUCCUCUUCUUCCUCCUCUCACCCCCAUGUGGUAAGGCCAAUGGGACUUCAGAAUUCUGAAGAGAACGCCAGGAUCUCCAUCACCUUCUUCCGGCUGUUCCGCGUGAUGAGGCUGGUGAAGCUGCUAUCUCGCGGGGAAGGGAUUCGGACCCUGCUGUGGACCUUCAUCAAAUCCUUCCAAGCUCUACCUUAUGUAGCUCUGCUUAUAGUGAUGCUGUUCUUCAUAUACGCCGUCAUCGGCAUGCAGAUGUUUGGUAAGAUAGCGCUGCAGGACAACACGCAAAUCAACAGGAACAACAAUUUCCAGACGUUCCCUCAGGCAGUGCUGCUGCUCUUCAGAUGCGCGACCGGCGAGGCGUGGCAAGAGAUCAUGUUGGCGUGCUCGCCCAAUAAAUCAUGCGAGAAAGGGUCAACCAAUGAAAAUAGCACAACCCAUGAGGAUUGUGGCAGCCAGUUUGCCAUCAUUUACUUUGUCAGCUUCUACAUGUUGUGUGCCUUUCUGAUUAUUAAUCUCUUUGUGGCUGUAAUCAUGGACAACUUUGACUAUCUGACCCGCGACUGGUCAAUUCUGGGGCCGCAUCAUCUUGACGAGUUUAAGAGGAUCUGGGCCGAAUAUGACCCAGAGGCAAAGGGGAGGAUAAAACACCUUGACGUGGUCACUUUGCUCCGGAGGAUUCAGCCUCCUCUCGGUUUCGGAAAGCUCUGUCCUCACAGGGUGGCAUGCAAGCGCCUGGUGUCAAUGAAUAUGCCCCUGAACAGCGAUGGAACCGUUAUGUUCAAUGCCACACUGUUUGCUUUGGUCAGAACUGCACUCAGGAUCAAGACAGAAGGUAAUCUGGAGCAGGCUAACGAAGAGCUGAGAGCAAUUGUAAAAAAGAUCUGGAAGAGAACCAGCAUGAAGCUCUUGGAUCAAGUAGUGCCCCCUGCUGGUGAUGAUGAAGUAACAGUCGGGAAGUUCUACGCCACCUUCCUCAUCCAGGAAUAUUUCCGCAAGUUCAAGAAGAGGAAAGAACAGGGACUAGUGGCCAAGGUUCCCCCCAAAACUGCCCUUUCUCUGCAGGCGGGCCUGCGGACACUGCACGACAUCGGUCCAGAGAUCAGAAGGGCCAUCUCUGGAGACUUGAACGUGGAGGAGGAGAUGGACAAAGGCAUGAAGGAGUCUGUGUCUGCUGCAUCAGAGGACGAUAUCUUCAGGGUAAAGCGUACAGGUGGCUUGUUCGGCAACCACGUCAGCUAUUACAACCAGAGUGACGGACGUGGGUCCUUCCCACAGUCCUUCACCACCCAGCGUCCCUUGCACAUCAGCCAGAAGGGCUCUCCGUGCGAAGGUGAAAGCCCGUCACACGAGAAGCUGAUGGACUCGACCACCUUCACCCCUUCAUCUUACUCCUCGUCAGGUUCAAACGCCAACAUCAACAACGCCAACAACACUGGAGUGACCGGGGUGACGACUCAGGGCAUCAGCCGAUUCCCAAGCCCGUCCAUAAGCACCGUAGACGGGCACACGGGCCAGCCGCUCACGCCCAUCCUGCUGCCCAAAUCAGCAUGGUGCUUCCCUCCGAAAAGCUCGGACUCGAGUGACAGUCGUCUGCCAAUCAUCCAGAGAGGGGAAGGGUCAACAGAGGAGACGUACGAUGAGAGUUAUGGUGACGACAGGGAGUACCAGGACGAUGAGCACUCACUUUCCUCUGACAUGUUGGUGUAUCAUGAUGAAACGUGUAAACAGCUGACUCCCAUGGAGGAAGCAGAGGAGGUAGAGGAGCAAAGAGGAGGGGGAGGAGGAGGGUGGCAAUCUCCACGAAGAGUCUUCCUCUGUCCGACUACUCUGGCACGGAGAUCUUCCUUCCAUCUGGAGUGUCUCCGGAGACAGUCAAAGCCAGACGUCUCCCAGAAGACUGCUGUACCUUUACAUCUUGUACAUCACCAGGCUCUGGCAGUGGCAGGAUUGAGUCCCCUUUUAAGAAGGAGUCACUCACCUACACUGUUCAGCCGACUGUGUUCCACGCCUCCAGUCAGCCCCACAGCCCAGUGCAGUGAUGCCUCCUACCAGCGAGUUCCCUCUCUGAGGCUAGAGGGCUCUAACUCUCAUGAAAAGCUCAACGCCAGCUUGCCUUCUGUCAACUGUGGGCCCUGGUACAGCGACAGUAAUGGGAAUAGCCCGGUGGCCAGUCCCAGCCCCACAUCGGUGUCCAGACAAAGAGCACCGCGGCCGGUGUCUCUCACUGUGCCGUCGCUUUUAGGGAAGGACCCCAGCUCGCUGUCUCACGGCAGCGCAGGCAGUCUGGUGGAAGCAGUUCUUAUAUCAGAAGGUUUGGGUCAUUUUGCCCAGGACCCUUCGUUCAUCGAGGCAACCAAAGCCGAGUUGGCUGACGCCUGCGACAUGACCAUUGAGGAGAUGGAGCACGCAGCCAGCAGCAUUCUCAACGGCAACACAGCCACAAACCCCACAUCCAGCACCUCUUCCACCUCUCAGCACAGCCCGAACGGCAGCCUCCCCUGCCAUAAUGCAGCAGCGGCUGUAACGCACAGGGACCGAGUCGUCGGCUUGAGUCCCAGUGACACUGGGGCAGAGGCUGGAGGGGGCAGGGGUUACAUCCACGGUCCGUCCUCUAUAGAGGAGCGACAAGAACUGCUAACUAGAGGGGGAGGGCAAGAGGAGGAGGAGGAGGAGGCAGACGUGAGGGAAGAGAGGCCCCACAGAAGUUCGGCCGUGGUUGCAGGACCGCGGCAGAAUGACAGCGGGCUUUUGGAGGAUGAGGAUUUGGAGUGUGUGACGAGCUUGUAGGUGCCACCUCAGCAGCUUUGAUCAGCCAAAUGGCCCCCCCCCCCUCUGGUACCAUCAGAGGCUGAGGUGUGUCAGUGCUGGCGAACAGUGCGGCAGCUGGUUGGCUCAGUCUGUCACUCUGGACAAUGGCGGCCAGCGAUGCACCUUUAACACAACAAGACUUUAUCGGGUUCAACUGAGUUAGUAUGUGCGUCUGCAGUAAAGUAUAUCAGACUAUAUACUAUCCGAGCGUGUGCUUCUGUGUGUCUGUGCGUGUGUGUUUUUCUCUAUUUGUACUCGUAUGUGUGUGUUCACCACACGUGUCAGAGUGUGGCUCUAAAGUGCCUCACAGUUUUAUCAUGUCCUCAACGUGGGAUGAGCAGGAAAAUGAAGACAAGCAAAAAAAAAAAAAAGACAAAAGGAAAGACUGAACAGAAGAAAGAUCAAACAGAAGCAGGAAGUCCUUUUAUGGACUUGCUGCUAUUCAGAUCGUACGUUAAUGUUUUCAUUUCCUAUGCCUAAUUUAGUGGUGUGUUAUUGUUGUUUGACUGGCCGCCAUGACGCCAGGUAGGGGGCCAGAGACCAGCUCAUGGAGGGUCACCUGAGGAAUACCAUCUGACCGCAGUCCACCUGUGGUCAAAGGUCCACUCCUCCUUCGUUCAACGAUGAUGAAGCGCUGUAUUGUGUAAAACGGGGCUGAGAAAUCCCUGUUUAAAUAUCAUUUCUCCUCCUCUUCCAAAGCUGUGGGAACCUGGAGCACAGCCCUGCAAGCCCAAGAGUGGAUUUAGGGUGACGCGCCGACCCCAGCCAGGUGUGGGGAGGGAGGAUCGGAGGGGGUGAUUCGACAGCCAGAACAGGGCUGCUACAGAAAGGGGGGGGAUCUUCCUGGCCAACAGGGAGCUAGCGGGCUCUUUUUUUCUCAGCUGGUCAGUAAGACUCCAGCGUGAAACAAACUCACCUCGACGUAGCUCCACCCCAUCUGCCCUUCUCCUCGUUUGGCUGCCCCAGACGAGCGAUCGGUGGCUAAGCAGAGACAGAAAGCCAGCCCCCCUUCCCCUUCUCUGCCUCAUACCUCACUGUUCCUCACUCCUUUCUCCAUCCUUCCUCCCGUUCCUUUGCCAUCUUACUACCGCUCACCCCUUAUUGCUGGAUUUCCUGCUUUGUUCAGCACAUGAGGAAGCAUACGUUUGUCACGCAUGGGCGACCAAGGUGGUAGGCGAGAGAGCGGGAGUGACCGAUUGCAAGGAAUGUAACAACAGACUCUGGUCAUGGGGGUUCUGCAGCAGAUCUGCCGUCAAUCGACCUCACUUCCUUCUCUGGGGCGCCUCCUCUUCCUGUCAGCUUGGAAUCCUGUGGGAUUUGCUGCCACACACUCUUUCUACAGACCGCGUCCACUAUGUAUUUAACGGUUCAAUAUUGUGCAAAACUGGCUAGCCAUGACAAUAUUUGUUUUCUAUUCAUGACGUUAUUGUUUUAAUUUAUCUUUGAUUCAUUUGCACAAUCGGGGUGCUGGUCUUAUAAAUGUAUUUUUUGCUCGGUUUAUUUUUAGGAACAUUUUUUUUAGAGGUUUUAAGUAUCGAAGCAGGGCGUAGUGUGUGCGGGCGAGUGCAUAACUAUAAACGUGAGUGCACAUGCGUGUCUGCGCUUUAGUACAACUUAUGAAUGUGUGAUAGUGUGCGUGUGUGUCUGGGGGGAGGGGGUCUUUCUCUCUAUCUGUAUGCACCUUUUACAGAUUCUAUCUAUUUAUUUAUUUAUUUUUUUCCAGAAGAGAAAAUCUGUGGGAAUGUGCGUGCGUGCGUGCGGGUGUGUGGUUUCUUGUGUACUAUAAAAAGCUGAUUUUAAGCCUAUACAGUAAAUUAAGGUAGCAUUACAAGUAUGUUAUGUAUGUGAGAGAGGGUGUGUCUGUGUAGUAAUGGGCCUCCUUAACACAGGGUUACCGCGGACAGGCAUACUUCCAAAGCUUUGUGGUUACUUUAGUGCGGUUUUUACUUUUCUUAGCGAAGCGGCAGAGUUAAAAGUCUCUCUGAUUUCAAACUUUAGCUUUCCUUUACUGCCCCAUUUGGACACAGGUAUGGGUGAGGUCUGAGGCCAGGUGAGACCAAGGAUCAGUUAGUGUAGAGGUCAGGAAGCAUUUUUGACUAGGGAUGUCCUGAUCUCGAAUACUUGCCUCCAAUAAACAAGUCAAACCAUUUAAAAAUAGGAAUUUGCCAAAAUAGGAUCACAGUUCAAUAGUUCAUCAAGAUUGAUACCAAAGUAUAUGCCUGAAAAAUCUCUACUUUUAACCUGACACUAUUUAAAAAGAAUCCUCAUGAAUAAAUCAUGAAUUAACUAUAAUUAAUCCCAUUUUUUUUUUGUUCCUUUUCCCUGGCCACUCUCAGACAAAAUUCAUUUCAGACCAAUAAAAUCUGACGUCUAUCAGCCUAAACAGGGUUACAACGUCACUUCCAGACGCCAGCAAAACCCCAGGGGGCGCCAUUAUCCACAAAUGAAGAAAAACACAAAACGGUGAGGGAUCUUCCCAGGAGUGGCAGGAGAAAAGAUCAUUUGUGAAACUGCAUUUUGUAUUCACUCAGGUAAUCUUUUUUACUGACGUUAAAAAUUGUUUGGUUAUCUGACGAGUGGCAAAAAAAAAAUA
This is a messenger RNA of Fundulus heteroclitus (mummichog), 9653 nucleotides long. RefSeq names its product calcium channel, voltage-dependent, L type, alpha 1C subunit (gene cacna1c). Lineage: Eukaryota; Metazoa; Chordata; Actinopteri; Cyprinodontiformes; Fundulidae. The coding region runs from base 209 to 7039 and encodes 2276 amino acids. Gene Ontology annotation, cellular component: membrane; voltage-gated calcium channel complex. Gene Ontology annotation, molecular function: high voltage-gated calcium channel activity. Gene Ontology annotation, biological process: calcium ion import across plasma membrane. The transcript has 53 exons. The record is from RefSeq and is a predicted model, not a curated record.